AUGAGUUACAGCUGCUGGUUCUCUGUUUAUGUCCAUACAGCAACUGCUGGCCAGAUACCAAUAGGAUCAAAUGUAAACAAAGAUGGCAGAAAGUGAAAAAGAUCAGUUUGAUGAAGAAGAUAAUGAAGAAGAUGUACAACCUGAGAAGAGGACAAAGAAAAUUUUCUCCAAGGAAUUGCGAUGUAUGAUGUAUGGUUUUGGAGACGAUCAAAAUCCAUACACAGAAUCUGUAGAUUUAAUUGAAGAUUUGGUUAUUGAAUACAUCUCUGAAAUGACCAAAAGAGCUCUUGAAGUUGGACGACCAGGUAGGAUUUCUGUAGAAGAUAUUAUUUUCCUAAUCAGGAAAGAUCCCAAAAAAUAUUCCAGGGUGAAAGAACUUCUAACAAUGAGUGAAGAACUGAGAAAAGCUAGGAAAGCAUUUGAUGAAAUAAAGUAUGCAACAACCAAAUGAUACAUUGCCUGGAUACUUGAAUGAUACAUACAUGUACUUUGCCUGGAUACUUGAAUGAUACAUACAUGUACUUUGCCUGGAUACUUGAAUGAUACAUACAUGUACAUUCUUACUGAAGUGUAUUACUUAUUCUUGUUAUAACGAAAGAACUCAAGUGUUUUUAUAGCUCAAAGAGUUGUUUUGUUAGAAAUCUAAAUGUGAGUUAUUCACAAGAAGGGUAGGAAAACGAUAGAAUCUGAAAAUUGGAUACAGCUGGAAUGAAAACAAAAAUGUAUAAACUUAAAAUUACAGAUAUGACUGUUGCUUUAUGUAUGUUGAGAAAUUACUUAUUGAUUGCUUUAUGAGAUAAAGACAUUUUAAAACAUUAUGGAGGACACAUUUUAGAGAUUCAGUGUUAUCUGCUCUAGUAGGGAGUGAUAACUUCCAGAAUGGCUUAAGACAUUAAUGUUCACUAUAUUGAUCACAUAGCACUGCAUGGCAGUGAGAAGCUUGGAGAGCUAUCCUACUCAACCUGGCGUCGGCAUCCUUUUGUGUCCGCACCUUGGUUAAAGUUUUGAUGCACUUUCUCUUUUUAUACACCUGAAGACACAUAUUAUGUUAUACCCCUGUUGUCCGCCCGUCUGUCCAUUCGUCAGCAGUUUCGUGUACGCUCUGUAACUCUUGAAUGCCUUGAAGGAUUUCGAAGAAACUUGACACAAAUGUUCUCCACAUCAAGACAUUGUGCAGAGCGCAUGUUCUGGAUGGCUCACUACAAGGUCAAGGUCACACUUAGGGGUCAAAGGUCAUACCUUCUGGUGUAUAUUGCUCUGCAUUGCGGUGCUCGUUUCUCAUUAUCUCUGUAAUUACUUAAUGGAUUUGGUUUGAAUUUACAAUAGUUAUUCCUCAUCAUCACCCGCAUCAUCUGGCAUAAGGGCCGUAACUCUUGAGCUGAUACUUUCAUGAAUUAUCCCCCUUUUUACUAAGAAUUCCAAUUUGAUACACUUUCAGUCUAUCUCAGUGAUUACUAAAAGGAUUUGAUUCAAACUUAAAAUGGUUGUUCCACAUUAUAAGCCACAUGAUAUGACACAUGGUGCAUUACUUUUGCAAAAACUUUCCAUGAAUUAUGUCCCUUUUAUGCUUAUGUAAUGUUUUGAUACACUUCACUAUCUUUGUUAUUACUAUAUACAUUGACACAGACUUAAGCUAUUUCCAAUAUCUUUAUCCACAUUGGAGUCAUUAAACACGCCAGUGAUUGCUCCAGCUUCCUCAGAUGCGUCCAGUUUCACUGUCCAGCAUCAAAAUAGUUGAGCACGCUGUCUCCUGUGACAGCUCUUGUAUUUCAAUCAUGUCAUAUAAGAAUUAGUACCUUGCAGAUUUUAUCUUGUUUGAGCUGAUAGAAUUGCUAUGUUCAUUAAUUGUACAUUGUGUACUGUAAAACCAGGACAAGUAGUUUUCCUUGGAUAAUUAAUCCAGAAAAUUCCUUUGAUUUUCAUCAUUCAUGUCCACUUGUCUUUUUUAAAAGAAUUUUAUCAGUGUGUGACUGAAUUUAUUAUUAUUGUUAGAACUCGGAAAUAAUUCUUUUUUCAAUAAAUAUUGAACUUCA
Mercenaria mercenaria is the source of this 2033-nucleotide messenger RNA. RefSeq names its product transcription initiation factor TFIID subunit 13-like. The record is from RefSeq and is a predicted model, not a curated record. Gene Ontology annotation, cellular component: transcription factor TFIID complex. NCBI's taxonomy places the organism in Eukaryota, Metazoa, Mollusca, Bivalvia, Venerida, Veneridae. The transcript has 4 exons. Gene Ontology annotation, molecular function: protein heterodimerization activity. The coding region runs from base 83 to 451 and encodes 122 amino acids. Gene Ontology annotation, biological process: transcription by RNA polymerase II.